This is a messenger RNA of Halichondria panicea, 3321 nucleotides long. RefSeq lists its product as uncharacterized. The transcript has 3 exons. NCBI's taxonomy places the organism in Eukaryota, Metazoa, Porifera, Demospongiae, Suberitida, Halichondriidae. Bases 454 to 3102 code for a protein of 882 amino acids. The record is from RefSeq and is a predicted model, not a curated record.
ACACAGCAAAGUCUGUAUAACUAUGUAGAGUAACAACAUCUCUAUAUCGAGUCAAUGCAUGGUAGAGUUUCAACAGUGAAUUAAGAUGGAGCUAAACACUGCCUACGAUAUAUUGUGCACGCUAACAACAGAAGAGAAAGAGAAACACAAGCCACUUCAUUGCAGGAAAACACUGCCUACAAUAUCAACCAGAGAAGUCUCACCCAAACAGAUAAUAAGUACAGUACCGUUGAGAACACUGGAUACAUAACGUAUGAUACUGCUGGAGAUACUAAAUCUAACGAAAGUAGUGUCCUGGACAACAAAAGCAACACAAAGAGAAUAAGGCAAGAAGUGGCUAAAAAUGAAUAUGGUAAAAAAUGGUUUGCAAUUUUUGCCGUCAUAGCUUUUGUUCUGUCUCUGUUGGUAGCUGUGGCAGCACUGGUGUACACCAAUAUAGAGUUGAAGAACCAGAUGAUCAGUACCAAUAAGCAAUUACAGUCCAUGAACGAGCAACUGAACAACCAAUCCAGUCAACAGAUUCAAAUCCUACAAGCUCAAUUCAGUCAUUCAAUUUUGCUCCUUCAAAACAACUUUUCUGAGCAGCUGAGCAGUGCUAAUAAGCAAGUAAAGUCUACCAACGAGCAACUGAACAACCAAUCCAGUCAACAGAUUCAAAUCCUACAAGCUCAAUUCAGUCAUUCAAUUUUACUCCUUCAAAACAACUUUUCUGAGCAGCUGAGCAGUACUAAUAAGCAAGUACAGUCUACCAACGAGCAACUGAACAACCAAUCCAGUCAACUCAGCAAUUCAAUCCUAGCUCUUUCAAGUAACAUUUCCGGGCAAAAUGAAAUUAUUAUUCGAGACCUCAAUGGCGUACAGUCCAUUAUUACGGAUUUAGGUCCAAUGGCAUUCUAUCCUGGAACUAGAAUAGGAAACCCAGCAAGCUCUUGCAAAGACAUCCCUCAAGACCGACCAUCUGGAGAAUACUGGAAUACCACUGACAGUACUAGCUCUCCUGUUCAGGUGUACUGUGACAUGAAUCGAACAAGCUGUAGCUGCAACACUACAGGAGGAUGGAUGAGGGUAGCCAACCUGGAUAUGACCGAUCCCAACCAAAACUGCCCAGAGGAAUUGAUGCUGGUAACCAGGGAAGAACCACCAUUGCGUACUUGUGGCAGACAUGCACCGGGAUGUGUGUCCACUACCUAUUCGACGUAUGGGGUGGAGUAUUCAAAAGUUUGUGGUCGAAUCAUUAGAUAUCAAAGUGGUUCUCCAGAUGCUCUUCAUUUAUCUUUAUCUAUUGAUGAUGUUUACGUUGAUGGUGUGAGCCUAACUCAUGGACAGUCGCCUCGUCAGCAUAUCUGGACGUUUAUCAAUGCAAUCGAUGAAACUCGCUCUGAUACAGAGGUAUGUCCCUGCACAAGACCUGACCUCCCCUACACUGGAGUUGUACCUCCCUUCAUUGGUAAAGAUUACUUCUGUGAAACUGGAAGCCGACAGGAAAUUGCUAGUAUCUUCUACCCUAAUGAUCCACUCUGGGAUGGUCAGGGAUGCGGGAGUAACAGUACUUGCUGUGAGUUCAACAAUCCACCGUGGUUCUGCAAGCAACUCCCUCAACCAACUACAGACGAUAUCGAGUUGAGACUUUGUGCUAAUCAACCUCUUCCAGAUGAAGACAUACCAAUUGAGAUUGUGGAAAUAUACAUCCUCUUGCUCCUCUUGGCUAUACUAACGGACGAGACUGGACAGUUUGAGAUGGAACUAAACACUGCCUACGAUGUUGUGCACGCUAACAACAGAAGAGAAAGAGAAAUACAAGCCACUGCAUUGCAGGAAAACAUAGCCUACAAUGUUAACCAGAGAAGUCUCACCCAAACAGAUAAUGAGUACAGUACCAUUGAGAUCACUGGAUACAUAGAGCAUAAUACUGCUGCAGAUACUAAAUCUACUGAAAGUGUUUUGGACAACAAAAGCAACACAAAGAGAAUAAGGCAAGAAGUGGCUAAAAAUAAAUAUGGUAAAAAAUGGUUUGCAAUUUUUGCCGUCAUAGCUUUUGUUCUGUCUCUGUUGGUAGCUGUGGCAGCACUGGUGUACACCAAUAUAGAGUUGAAGAACCAGAUGAUCAGUACCAAUAAGCAAAUACAGUCCAUGAACGAACAACUAAACAACCAAUCCAGUCAACUCAGCAAUUCAAUCCUAGCUCUUUCAAGUAACAUUUCUGAGCAAAAUGAAAUCAUUAUUCGAGACCUCAAUGACGUACAGUCCAUUAUUGCGGAGUUAGGUCCAAUGGCAUUCUAUCCUGGAACAAGAAUAGGAAACCCAGCUAGCUCUUGUAGUGACAUUACUCAAGACAGACCAUCUGGUGAAUAUUGGAUUGCCACUGACAGUACUAGCUCUCCUGUUCAGGUCUACUGUGACAUGAAUCGAACAAGCUGUAGCUGUAACACUGCAGGAGGAUGGAUGAGGGUAGCCAAUCUUGACAUGACCGAUCCCAAUCAAAACUGCCCAGAAACAUUUAGACUGGUAACCAGGACGACACCACCACUGCGUACUUGUGGCCAAGUGGAAGGACCAGCAGGAUGUACUUCCACUACUUAUUCAACAUAUGGAGUGGAGUAUUCAAAAGUUUGUGGUCGAAUCAUUGCAUAUCAAAAUAGCACUCCGGAUGCUUUUACUCCAUAUAUCUAUAACAGAACUUUAUCUAUUGAUGAUGUUUACGUUGAUGGUGUGAGCCUAACCCAUGGUCAGUCGCCUCGUCAGCACAUCUGGACAUUUGUUAAUGCAAUCGAUGAAACUGCUUUCGAUAGACGGGCAUGUCCCUGCACAAGACCUAGCCGCUUCUACACUGGAGUUGUACCUCCCUUCAUUGGUCAAGAUUACUUCUGUGAAACUGGAAGCCGACAAACGUUUAAAUUUAGCAUCUUCUACCCUGAUGAUCCAGUCUGGGACGGUCAGGGAUGCGGGGGUACCAGUACUUGCUGUGAGUUCAACCAUCCACCGUGGUUCUGCAAGCAACUCCCUCAACCAACUACAGACGAUAUCGAGUUGAGGAUUUGUAGUGAUGAGGGAAUUAGUAAUGAAGACACACCCAUUGAGCUAGUUGAGAUCUAUGUACGCUGAAUUACACACUUAAGACAAUUAGACAGUAUUAGAGCCGAGACCACGUUCAAUUAAAGCUUAUCUAAUCUGGUGUGGCAUGCUAGCAUAAUAAUUAGUUAUACACACUAAUCAUUAAUACGAACAUUUUAGUUUUGACAGAGUCAGUAUAAUUUAUAUAGUAACGUUCUCUUUCUGUUAGCAAUGGAGUUACGUACGUACUACAUAUUAUAAUUAUCACGC